Molecule: messenger RNA, 2657 nt
Organism: Prionailurus viverrinus (fishing cat)
Lineage: Eukaryota; Metazoa; Chordata; Mammalia; Carnivora; Felidae
Gene: ALG12
Product: ALG12 alpha-1,6-mannosyltransferase
Exons: 10
Coding region: 846-2327 (493 amino acids)
Biological process (GO): protein N-linked glycosylation
Cellular component (GO): endoplasmic reticulum membrane
Molecular function (GO): alpha-1,6-mannosyltransferase activity
Source: RefSeq, a predicted model, not a curated record
AGGUUCUCGGUGCGGGCGGCGGGGACCCCGAACCGGCGCUCGCGUCGCGCUCCUCCGUCCUCAGCGCCGGUGCUCCUCGCCGGGAGCCUGGGGACAGCGUCCUGGGGCCCAGGUCCCGCGUUUCCCUGCCUGCCCGAGGCCGCUGGCUCGGGAACCGAGGUGGAAAUAGAACUGAGACGAGCGCGAUCUGGGUGCCAGCGACGAAGCGCCGGAGGAGGACGCGCACAGGGUGGCUACUGGUCUGCGGUGCACCGGGCCGCUUGUGUGCCCAGGGUGAGCGGAGCCCUCAGCGCCCGCAGUGGCGGGGGCCGGACGGCCUUCACGGGUCGCCUCCUCAGCGGAGACGAGCCGGGCCUGUCCACCUGUGCGCGCCCGGGCUGACCCGCGCGGCCGGACAUGCGCUCACGCCCUCCGCCCGGCUUCUGUGCCCGCUGCCCGCCCGCCGGUCCUGGCCCGGCCAGCGUCCCGGCCCGGCCUCGGCAGUGCCGGCGUCCUCCGGGAUCAGGGGCGCACCUGCUGCUUCUGCCCGUGGUCGGUCCUCAGCACAGAACACACAGUCCUGGGGCUGAGACGCCCCUGUGGCGAGGGAGCCCGGAGUCCCGCACACUCGUGUGCCCCUCACAGCUUGUGAGAGGACAGUGUGGGGUUCCCUGCAGGGGAGCGUGCUCUGGGCCCCCCACACAGGGGGUCUGCGGGGCAGGCGGGUUCUUAGCUGACCUGGGGCCGCUGUGAGCCGGAGUCAGGUUCCCGCCAAGCAGCAUUUCUCCUGCAGCCGUUUGCACAGCUUGUGCUCACAGGGCAGCAGCGUUGAUGGUCGCUGAAGGCACGUGAAGCGGGACAUCGCCAUGGCGGGGAAGAGGCCGUCGGGCCCAGGCCGGCAGCGCUGGCUGCUGGGGCUGCUGGCGGCCGUGGGCGCCAUCCACCUCUUCACCUGCCCCUACUCCAAAGUGGAGGAGAGCUUUAGUCUGCAGGCCGUGCACGACCUGCUCUACCACCGGCUGGACGUGGACAAGUAUGACCACCUCGAGUUCCCCGGCGUGGUCCCCAGGACGUUCCUCGGGCCGCUGGCCGUGGCGGUGCUGUCCAGCCCUGCGGUCUGUGUGCUGUCCCUGCUGCAAGCGCCCAAGUUCUAUUCUCAGCUAGUAGUCAGAGCCGUCCUGGGACUCGGCGUGAUCUCGGGACUCUGGACUUUACAAAAAGAAGUGAGGCGGCAGUUUGGGGCCACGGUGGCCACCAUGUUCUGCUGGGUGACGGCCACACAGUUCCACCUGAUGUUCUACUGCACCCGGACGCUCCCCAACGUGCUGGCCCUGUCCGUGGUCCUGCCCGCCCUCACGGCCUGGCUGCAGCUGAAGUGGGCCCGCUUCAUCCGGCUCUCGGCGUUCGCCAUCCUGGUGUUCCGGGCGGAGCUGAGCCUGUUCCUGGGCCUCGUGCUGCUGCUGCUGUUGCGCUCGCGGAGGGUGACGGUGGCGCGGGCCUUGCGCUGCGCCCUGCCGGCCGGGGCUCUCUGCUUAGGACUGACCGUCGCCGUGGACUCCUGUUUCUGGCGAAGUCUCGUGUGGCCGGAGGGAAAGGUGCUUUGGUACAACACCAUCCUGAACAAAAGUUCCAACUGGGGAACCUCGCCGCUGCUGUGGUAUUUCUACUCGGCCCUGCCCCGCGGCCUGGGCUGCAGCCUGCUGUUCGUGCCGCUGGGCGCCACGGACAGGCGGGCCCUGGCGCUGCUGCUGCCCUCGCUGGGCUUCGUGGCCCUGUACUCGCUGCUGCCGCACAAGGAGCUGCGGUUCAUCAUCUACUCCUUCCCUGUGCUCAACAUCGUGGCCGCCAGGGGCUGCGCCUGCCUGCUGAACAACUACAGGAAGUCUUGGCUGUAUAAAGUGGGUUCCGCCCUUGUGGUAGGACACCUGGUGGUGAACGCCAUGUACUCGGCCACGGCCCUGUACGUGUCCCACUUCAACUAUCCUGGCGGCGUCGCGAUGCAGCGGCUGCACGAGCUGGUGGCCCCCGGGACAGACGUCGUCGUGCACAUCGACGUGGCCGCCGCACAGACCGGUGUGUCUCGGUUUCUAGAAGUCAACAGCGCCUGGAGGUACGAGAAAAAGGAAGAUGUGCAGCCUGGGUCGGGGCGUAUGCUGGCCUACACGCACCUCCUCGUGGAGGCGGCCCCUGCGCAGCUGGCCCUCUACAGGGACACGCACCGGGUCCUGGCCAGCAUCACGGGCACCACCGGGGUGAGUCUGAACCUGACCCGACUGCCUCCAUUUGACGUCAACCUGCAGACAAAGCUGGUGCUCCUCGAGAGGCUCCGCCGGCAUCCUGGCAAAUGAGACGAUACGAAGAGCCGAACCGGGGACGUGCCCCGGACGUACGCCUCAGGGAACAGGCCGGGGUCCUCCACGGCCAGCCCAGACCGAGCACGGCCAGCGGGGACUGCGGGCCUCACCCGGGGGCCUCUCGGAGCACCUGAAAAAGCGCCCCUUCGGGGGAGCUCGUGUGAGACUUGGUGUCGAGGCAGCACCGCUGGACGGCGGCCCCCGCCCACGCCCCGAGCCGCAGGGAGAAUCCUUCGUGGGCACGGGCACGCCAUGGCGUGGCAGCUCACGUGAAAUUGUGGGAAUUUAAAGAGGACGGAGAAUAAAAAUUUGAAUGUUUCCUUA